Zasmidium cellare ATCC 36951 is the source of this 561-nucleotide messenger RNA. RefSeq lists its product as uncharacterized. Bases 1 to 561 code for a protein of 186 amino acids. Lineage: Eukaryota; Fungi; Ascomycota; Dothideomycetes; Mycosphaerellales; Mycosphaerellaceae. The record is from RefSeq and is a predicted model, not a curated record. The transcript has a single exon.
AUGACGACCAACAUGGAGCCAUCCACGCCGCAAACGUCUCUCGAUAUUUUGGCUCCACCUACGACUGGCGAUGAUGUCGCCCAGGCCUCCUCAUAUGACUCGACACUAGCUCAAGAGCUUAUGGAUCUGAGCCACAUCUGCAUCCAGGACAUCAAUCACCGGACUGUGUACGCAGAAGCGGACGUCCCGCCUUUCAUUGCGCCAGACUUCAAAGCCGUCAACUCGGGUCAUCCAGACAGUACGUCUUACCACGAGUAUCUCGAUCUGCAUCGCGAGUUUGCCGAGAUUCAUCCAGAGUAUCAAGUCAGAGUGAUCAACACGUCAAUUGAUAUGGAUGAGAGGAGUGGCCAUGCUAGUGUGUUCAUGCUAAUCGAGAUCCUUGGUCGGCCUGCGGAUACACGGCGAGGCGCGGUCGUUCUGUGGAAGUGGAGGAAGAGGUUUGGUCGGUGGUUGUUGUUCAAGCAGGCGGGUAUCAGGGGGAUGUGUGGUGUUCUGGAAGAUGGUUAUAUUCAGGGCAAACCUGUCACUCGGGAGCCGGACACAGAGCAGGUCCACAUGUGA